Messenger RNA from Motacilla alba alba, 2271 nucleotides. It is a transcript of the gene SNRPA, whose product is annotated as small nuclear ribonucleoprotein polypeptide A. The record is from RefSeq and is a predicted model, not a curated record. NCBI's taxonomy places the organism in Eukaryota, Metazoa, Chordata, Aves, Passeriformes, Motacillidae. Gene Ontology annotation, molecular function: U1 snRNA binding. Gene Ontology annotation, biological process: mRNA splicing, via spliceosome. The coding region runs from base 94 to 942 and encodes 282 amino acids. The transcript has 7 exons. Gene Ontology annotation, cellular component: U1 snRNP.
AGGGCCCCGCGCACGCGGCAGUGGCAGCCGUAGAUCGUCCGUGGAGAGCGGCUGAGGAGGCGCCUGAGGAGGCGGCUGAGAGGGGUCCCGGCCAUGGCAGUGCAGGACCCUCGGCCCAACCACACCAUCUACAUCAACAACCUGAAUGAGAAGAUCAAGAAGGAUGAGCUGAAGAAGUCCCUCUACGCCAUUUUCUCGCAGUUUGGGCAGAUUUUGGACAUUUUGGUGUCGCGCAGUCUCCGGAUGCGGGGCCAGGCCUUUGUCAUCUUCAAGGAGAUGAGCAGCGCCACCAACGCCCUGCGCUCCAUGCAGGGCUUCCCCUUCUACGACAAACCCAUGCGGAUCCAGUACGCCAAGACGGACUCGGACAUCAUCGCCAAGAUGAAGGGAACGUUCGUGGAGCGGGAGCGGGAUCGGGACCGGGAGCGCAAACGGGACAAGCGCAAAGCCAAGGGAGGAGAGGCCCCCGGCCCCAAAAAGAGCGGGGCUGCAGCGCAGGGGGCAGCGCAAGGGGCAGUGCCCGGGAUGCCACCACUGGCGCAGCCGCCCCGGAUGCUGCCACACCUGGGGGGACAACCGCCCUACAUCCCCCCCCCGGGCAUGAUUCCAGCCCCAGGAAUGGCCCCGAAUCCAGGAAUUCCCCCGGGAAUGGCCCCACAACCUGGAAUGGCCCCAAUCCCUACCCCACAGCCCCUGUCAGAAAACCCCCCGAACCACAUCCUGUUCCUGACCAACCUCCCUGAGGAGACCAACGAGCUGAUGCUGUCCAUGCUCUUCAACCAGUUCCCAGGCUUCAAGGAGGUGCGCCUGGUGCCCGGGCGCCAUGACAUCGCCUUCGUGGAGUUUGACACCGAGGUGCAGGCAGGUGCUGCCCGGGAGGCCCUGCAGGGCUUCAAGAUCACCCAGAGCAACGCCAUGAAGAUCUCUUUCGCCAAAAAGUGACACAAAACACCCCAAACCCCACCAAAAUACCCCAACCCCCCCCCCCCAAAAAAAAAGGGCCCAAAAUACCCAUAAAAAGUGCCUCAAACCCGUCCCUAAAUACCCAAAACCUGCCCCAAAACACCCCAAAUCCCUCCUAACCACCCCAAAAUCCCAUAGAAACACCCUAAAAUCCCUCAAAACCACCCCAGAACACCCUAAAUCCCAUAAAACUGCCCCCAAAUCCCAGUAAAAUACUCCAAACAUCCCAGAAAACUGUUCCAAAAAUGGUCCUGGCCCUGCUCCAAACCCCCCAUGCUUCCCCACUCCCCCAGGUAAGUUCAGCUUGGCCCAAAUUCUCCUUUUCCCCAUCUGAAAUCCUCCUUUUUUCACCCCAAAUUAUGUUUUUUUUCCAGCUCAAAUCCUUUGUGGGUCCCCAGAUCCCCUUUUCCAUCCCAAUUCCCCACCCCAAAUCCUGUUUUUUUCACUCCAAAUCCUUUGUGCAUCCCAAAUCCCCUUUUUCCACUCCAAAUCCUCCCCUGCUCACCCUAAAUCCCUCUUUCCCACCCAAAAUCUCCUUUUUCAACCCCAAAUCUUCUUUUCCCACCACAAAUGCUCCCUGCCCACCCUAAAUCCUCUUUUUCCACCCAAAAUCUUUCCCCAUCCUGAAUCCCUCAAUUCCCACCCCAAUUCCCCCUUUUCUUCUUCCCACCCUAAAUCCCCCUUUCCCCACCCAAAAUACCUUUUUUUCCCCCAAUUCUCUUUUUUUUAUCUUAAAUCCUUUUUUUCCACCCCAAAUCCCCUUUUUUCCACCCAAAAUCCUCUUCCAUCCCAAUAUCCCCUUUUCCCACCACAAUCCUGACCCCCAAAUCCUCAAUCCCCACCCUAAAUCCCCUUUUCUCGCCCAAAUCUCCUUUUUUUCCAUCCCAAAUCCUUCUUUGUGCAUCCCAAAUCUUCCUUCUUUCACCCCAAAAUCUCCUUUUUUCGUCUUAAAUCCUAUUCUUUCCUCCCUAAAUCUCCUCACCCCAAAUCCUUCUUCUUUCACCCUAAAUCCCCUUCUUUCGCCCUGGAUCCCCACCCCAAAUCCACUUUCUCAGCCCCCCAGGGACUUUUGGGGUUCCUGAGGAGUUUUGGGGGUUAUUCCCAGCAUUGUACCCAGGGUCUCUCUGCAGACAUUGCACCUGGAGCUGCCCCCGUCCCGGAUAAACCCAAAUCCCCUUUUCCCACUCCUCCAGAUGGUUUUGUUGUUCCCAAGGGGUUUUUUUGGGGUCUUUCCCAGCAUUGUACCCAGAGUCUCUCUGCAGACAUUGCACCUGGAGCCUUCCCAAAUAAACCCCACUGUGCCCCCCA